Molecule: messenger RNA, 1212 nt
Organism: Colletotrichum chrysophilum
Lineage: Eukaryota; Fungi; Ascomycota; Sordariomycetes; Glomerellales; Glomerellaceae
Exons: 6
Coding region: 1-1212 (403 amino acids)
Source: RefSeq, a predicted model, not a curated record
AUGCUCUUCAACUGCCGCGCCAAACCACAGCCGCCUCCUCCACCUGCCGCUGCACCGCCGGAGCCGCGAUUCCGAUGCAUGUACCCCAACUGCACCCGCAAGGCAGUCAAGUGCGAGCAGAAGGCCAAGGGCCACCAUGCCAUGCAGUCGCUCUACUGCAAAGAUCACGCAUGCCGCCAGCGCCUCGACGACAUGAUGUGCCCAAGCCCGAAGGAAUCCAGCAUGGCCAAGUACUGCAACGACCAUCGUCGUUGUCAGUCAGAGGGCUGCUCCCAAAAUCGCCUCCUAGCAGAUGUCAACUCCGACUGGCCUUACUGCGAGAAGCACACCUGCACCUCCAACGGCUGCCGCCAGAAAUGUUCCGCAACCUCGCGAAUGUGCAUCUCGCACACGCCGCUCUGCCUCAUCCCCGGCUGCGACACGCCGCGCACCGAUCACGGCCUCUACUGCCCCUGCCACAGCUGCUCCGACGCCGACUGCGCCGCCGUCAUCAACGGCGGCCACUGGUGCAAGCAGCACCGGCUCUGCAAGACGGACGGCUGCGAGCAGGGCAGGGCCGUCACCGCGGGCGGACGGUUCGAGGACUUCUGCUGGAACCAUCUUCCCAAGGCUUGUCUCGCAGCAGGUUGCAAAGCCAUCAUCAGCGGCAGCGUGCGCUUCUGCCCCCAGCACGAGUGCAUGUACACCCCAUGCCACGAAGCCAAAGACAACACCCACGACCAAUCCCGCCUCUACUGCGCAAGCCACCCCCUCGCCGUGCCCGCCGCGCAGUUCUGCUCUGCCCACGAGUGCAUCGCCCGUAACUGCUACGAGGCCGCGGGGAUGAACGAGAGCGGCUACUGCGAUGCCGCGCACGCGUGUGCGUCGCCGGGGUGCCCCGUCCCGCGCGGCCCGGAGGGUGGUUGCUGCGUGAUGCACGCGGCCAUCAUGGCCCGCCCGGCGCCGCCGCUGUCGAGCACCGGCGCGACAGUCGGUGUCGGCGGCAGGGAGCGGGAGGGGAAGUACUACAGCCACAUGGAGGAGACGCUGGGCCAGCGGCUGCGCGCAGAGAGGGAGCGGCACGUGGCGGAGAUGCGGCUGCAAGAGGGCGCAUGGCAGGCGGCUGGGUUCGAGAGGCGGCGGGGACGCAGGGAGAGGGUGAGGAGCUGCGAUAGCGGGUAUGUGGGCAGUCCGAGUGUGUCUGACGGGAGCAACUGCACUUUUGUGAGCUAG